Messenger RNA from Nematolebias whitei (Rio pearlfish), 1002 nucleotides. Its product is annotated as AT-rich interactive domain-containing protein 1A. The record is from RefSeq and is a predicted model, not a curated record. NCBI's taxonomy places the organism in Eukaryota, Metazoa, Chordata, Actinopteri, Cyprinodontiformes, Rivulidae.
CCUCCAAGCCCCAUGGAUCAGGUUGGGAAGAUACGUGGCCAGCCUUAUGGAGGACCUAACCCCUACUCGCCGCAUCAGCAAGGGCCCCCUGGAGGGCCCGGACCCCAGCAAGGAAGCUCUUACCCAGGACAGGGCUAUGGACCUCCAGGGCCUCAGAGGUACCCCAUGGGAAUGCAGAACCGCACAACUGGUGCCAUUGGCAGCAUGCUGUAUGGACAGCAGAUAUCUGCAUAUGGACAGCAGGGUCCGGGAGGCUACAACCAGCAGAACCAGGGCUACUAUGGUCAACAUGGCCCCCCGUCUCACCCUAGCCAACAGCAACCUUCAUAUCCUGGCCAGACCCAAGGCAGCUCUGGUACUCCCUACCCUCAGCAGGGCCACCCAUCUCAACCGUCUGGGCAACAUGGGCAGCCGGGGACCCCUUACCAACAGACCCAAGUUACCCAUGGCUCUGUUCCAAGUCCGUCCCCCUACAGCCAGCCCCCACAGUCUCAGCCCGGACAGUCACUUUAUGCUCCUCCCCAGCAGCAGCCUCAACAACAGCAGCAGGGUCCUGGUCCCCAAGGUCAGCAGGGCCCUCAGGGCCAACCUGGAUACCCACAGACACCUGGAGGGGCGCAGCCACCACAGCAGCCAACCCCACAGCAGCAGCAGCAAGGACCCCUGCAGCAACAAGCAGGAGGUCCACCUUCUCAAGCCCAGCAGCCCCCAGGUCAUGUCCAGCAGAGUCAACAAUCACCUUACUCCCAGACGCCGCCCCUGCAACAACAACAAUCACAGCAGCAGUCACCGUAUCAGAGGUUCCCCCCUCCCCCACAGGAACUGUCCCAGGACUCGUUCAGCUCCCAGUCCAGCGCUCCUCCCUCCAACCAGCCUAACAAGGCAGCUCAGGAGGACAGCAUGCAGGGACGGCCGUCCAGUCUGCCGGUGAGACAUCUUUUACUUUCAGGUUGUCUUCCUCUCUGAUGAGUUGCGCUGACCACAGACUGAAUAACACAUUUU